Messenger RNA from Sorex araneus (European shrew), 1695 nucleotides. It is a transcript of the gene CSRP1, whose product is annotated as cysteine and glycine rich protein 1. Lineage: Eukaryota; Metazoa; Chordata; Mammalia; Eulipotyphla; Soricidae. Gene Ontology annotation, biological process: sarcomere organization; muscle tissue development. The record is from RefSeq and is a predicted model, not a curated record. Gene Ontology annotation, molecular function: structural constituent of muscle; actinin binding. The transcript has 6 exons. Gene Ontology annotation, cellular component: cytoplasm; nucleus; Z disc. The coding region runs from base 156 to 737 and encodes 193 amino acids.
CCCUGCGUGGUGCGGUGUGCAAAGCGCGCUGGUUGGCGUGGUCCGGACACGCCUUCCCGCCCGCGGAACAAAACGGGGCGCAGGCGGGGCGCGCGCUGCCGCCGCUUCCGAGAGCGCUUCCCGCCCGCGCCGCCCGGACCGAGCCCGCUGCCAGAAUGCCGAACUGGGGAGGAGGCAAGAAGUGCGGGGUGUGCCAGAAGACAGUCUACUUUGCUGAAGAGGUGCAGUGCGAAGGGAACAGCUUCCACAAGUCCUGCUUCCUGUGCAUGGUGUGUAAGAAGAACCUGGACAGCACCACCGUGGCCGUGCACGGCGAGGAAAUCUACUGCAAGUCCUGCUAUGGCAAGAAGUACGGGCCCAAGGGCUACGGCUACGGGCAGGGCGCCGGCACGCUGAGCACCGACAAGGGCGAGUCCCUGGGCAUCAAGCACGAGGACACCCCCGGCUAUAAGCCCACCACCAACCCCAACGCAUCCAAGUUUGCUCAGAAGAUCGGCGGUGCCGAGCGCUGCCCCCGGUGCAGCCAAGCGGUCUAUGCGGCCGAGAAGGUGAUUGGAGCGGGGAAGUCCUGGCACAAGUCCUGCUUCCGGUGUGCCAAGUGUGGCAAAAGCCUGGAGUCGACCACCCUGGCUGACAAGGAGGGCGAGAUCUACUGCAAAGGAUGCUAUGCCAAAAACUUCGGGCCCAAGGGCUUCGGCUUUGGACAAGGGGCUGGAGCUUUGGUCCACUCGGAGUGAGCCCGGCCGACUUCCCCGACUCCACGCUUCCUCCCAGCAGCCUCCGCGCCCUCCGGGCCCCGCGUGCCCACUCCCGCCCUGCCACUCGCUCACUAACUGCCUGAACCUGGCUGGCCGGCUCCCUUGGGUGUGGGGUCAGCUGGAGGUCCCGGAGGGGCUCCCCUGGCCUGGGGUCUGCACUCUCACCAACUAAAAAUGCCAGUACUCUGAGUCUGGUGGGCCCGGCCCUUCUCCCCACCCCACCCCGCCCCACCUCUGUCCUUAGCUCCUGGCAGUGGCUUCAGUGUGGUGUGCAGGCUUCGGGGGCUGAGUCGGGCCCCCGAGCCCAGCAGAGAGGCGCCCUGAGGGAAGGAGGGAGGGCUUGUCACUGGCUUAGUAUGGGGAGGGGAUGGGGGUGGUGGAGGGGGCCCCUGCUCAGGGAAUCACUGGGUUCAGGGGACAGGCGGGGUCAUACUGGAGCCAGGUUCUUGGCUCCUGGCCUUCUGAGGCUGUGGAGCACUCGUGUGAGCGCCCCCCCAAAAAAGGUUAAAGGAAAAUAACCCAGAUCUGAGGACCCCAAAGUCAGAAUGUCAUCUGACUCCCCCCAACAUUUAGUCCCCUGGCAGGAGGGGGACCCUAAAGAAACACUCCUGUUUUGGGGGUCCCGCAUGGGGGCCUUGCUCUACCCCUUUCAGGGGUCCCGUGGUGGCUGCCCCCUCUUCCCAGCACCCCGCCCUUCCCCACACCCCUCUCCAGACAGGGCCAGGUCCCCCUCCCCUCCUCACUCCUCUCCAGGGGCCCUGCUCUGGUCGUACCCCCAUCCCUUCCCGGCCCCCAUCAGGAGCAGCAGGUGGGGGCACUGGCCACUGCUCCCCGCUGCUGGCAGGACGACUCGGGGGGCCUUGCGCGGGGAGGGCUGCGGACACGGGCUGCUUCCACGCUCAUCUCUCUCUGGUAAUAAUAAAGCGUUAGAGCAGUA